UCCUGGACGAUCAAGACAGGCCCGACUGACAGGAGCAAGCCUCUCGACCGAGAAACGAAAGAAAGAAACCAGUGACAGUGCGAUAGAUACCCUUAAGUUGAUCAGACGAAACGUUUUUCCCUCCCUUCGAGUGUACACGUUGAGUAUUCCGAAGCCGCUACCCCGUCUUUUGACGAGGCCAAAACACGCCUGUGUUCCGUUGCUUACCUUUAAAAGGUCCCUCUGUUGUUCACGAUCAAUAAACAUGUUGCUCCGAAGAACAAUGCUCGAUUUCGUGGUGAUAGAAUUCCGAUCGAUACUCCCGGCGAGUGUGUGGAAUGUACCCGGCUACGUGGACAGCUACAGUAACCCGGUGGACGGGCUCACAAUCCACCCGGAACUGGACAAGUUCAAGAUCACCGGCGGCCAGGCUCCGUCGAUCGCCACCGGUUACUCGAUCGUCCACAAACGCCACAUGUGCGGCUUCUGCAAGAAGGUGUUCCCACUGAAGAAUCUGCUCAGGAGGCACGUGCAAUUCGGCUGCAAGAUGAACCCAAGGAACUCGCAAUUCGCCUGCUCGUUCUGCCCGUACAAGAGCACCUACAAGGCGAACAUGGAGAGGCACGUCAGAAAUGUUCACGAGACCGGCGUGCUCAAGUUCCGAUGCGACUUGUGCAACUUUCGCAGCAAUUACUCGUUUUGCGUGCGCAGGCACAUGAAGACGUUCCAUUGCGCGCCCGAUGCGAACGAGGCGAAACAGUAGAGGGUUGUUGGUUGAUCGGGGAAUGAUGACUGAACACCGUGUUCCUGGUGAUCGAAAUUAUACCGAUUCGAUGGUAGUAGAAUUCAUACAUCUUCCUUUCGCUAAUGAGAAGCAAAACGUGGGGAACAGAAUUUUCGAUGGAAAUGCGGGCUGUAUUAUUAUUUCGAUCCAAUCGAAAGAUAUCAUAUUCGCCUUGAUCGAAUUGUUAGUCGGAAAUUGAACUGCGUUGAAUAUCUUUGAGCCUCUGUGAAAGUAUUUCGUACUUUCUGCGUGUCAUAAGGGAAUAAUAGAUACUCGUUUAUAUUGCUUCAAUAAGAUGGCGAUGUUCCUUUUUUUUCGUGUUUAUUCCAGUUUCUUUCUCCUCUACGUACUCAACUAAUUUGAGUAUUGUUAGUGUAUAUCGGUAUCGGCCCGAUCACUAGUCACGCUUAGGUACGCACCAAGUACCUUCGAACUGGAACGUUUUUUUUUUUAGAAAUUCGGGUAUCGCGAGCGUUUAAAUUUCGGAUACACUGAAACUGUGAAUUUCAUACUCUUAGGAUCUCUCGUGUUCGUGUAACUGAAUAAUCGAGAAUCCUGAACACGACAACAAAUGCCGUAUAUUGAAGAUAUUCAGGUAUUUGAGAUUUCGAGUAUUCUGAUAUUUUGUGUGAGUAAUCCCAAGUAUCUGAGUAUCUGAGGCAUGUAUUGUAUACAUAGACUGUACAUACGCCACGCUGGCAUUCUAGUAGUCGAACAUUUAAAACAUGUUAAGUUUCAACGUGUCUCGGUGUAUUCGACUGCCUGGAAUCCUUCCAGGCAUCUCGAAUGUUCGAGACGAAAUCCAGGAAAAAUUGUAUUAUAUAUAGAAUGUUUUCGUAACCCAAUUUCGUUGAGAUUCAAAUGCGUAUGAAUUUUAUAUCUCAAACAGAAUUCCGUGCUUCCGCGAAGGGUUCAGUAUUAUAGUCCCUGACGGCUUCCGUUGCAAGCAUUGUUCAUCCCGAUUCACUGUAACACACACACACACACACACACACGCACGCACGAAACUGAUUAAUUAAAUCAGAAUCAAUAAAACGAACCGAACUGAGGUUAACCGAUUAACCGUAUAGAAUAACUGCGCCGUAAUCGACGAGCAAGACCGUUUGUAUGUAUUUUAUAACAGGUAAUUCGUAGCGUGUACUCGAAUCGUAUACACUGUAGACAUUCUAAUCGGCCAUUGAUCCGCGCGUUUAGGUGCUUUGUAAAUCGCAAACCGAGAAUGUAAUAAAAUGAUUCGAUACGUUUCAAUAGGAUAAUUGCGAUCGUGUGUUUCCUUGGACCUCGAUCGGCAGAGAACGGAGCGACGUUAUAACCCAACGACACCAGACGAUUCUAAUUAAAACUCAUGGUUGACAGAAAUCCAUAUAUUUCCCAUAAUCUUAAGUCACAGUCGAUGAAAUUUUUAAACGGUACCAAUUACAUAUCGGAUAUCGUUUAUAACCAAGAAAACGAAGAAUAAGUAUAUAACAGAUUUUCCAACGAAAGAAUGAAAUAUUCCAUAGAAAUGUCAAUGAAAACAUGAUGUAUCUUGGCGCUCUUCUCAAAUGUACAAAGAAGCGAUGUGCUUUUUGCUGCUGAAAUGGUUAAACGAGGUGCUACACGAUCUUUCCAGGUGGUUUCCGACGAUGAUUCGCUAAGGAGGAGCAGCGUUGUUAUGGCCUUUCAAGACCGUCUACGUGUUCGAUCCCGCGGGCAGAGCCGCUGCAGGGAACGAGCAAUCACAGCCGCACGACCAGAAACGCGGAACCAUCGACGCCCGGGAAAGGAGUUUCGUUUGCGCGGACUGCGGCAA
This is a messenger RNA of Nomia melanderi (Alkali bee), 2555 nucleotides long. The record is from RefSeq and is a predicted model, not a curated record. Lineage: Eukaryota; Metazoa; Arthropoda; Insecta; Hymenoptera; Halictidae.